This is a messenger RNA of Prunus armeniaca (apricot), 210 nucleotides long. Lineage: Eukaryota; Viridiplantae; Streptophyta; Magnoliopsida; Rosales; Rosaceae. The record is from the annotation of a GenBank genome assembly.
AUGUUGUUCGUCCUCUAUUGGCUGAACAGAUUCAUCUUUCCCAACCGUUCCUCUGCAGUUCUGCUUGAGUACAGACAUCUAGCAGAGGCUCUGGACAAUCACACGGACGUGGGGCUUGGGCCUACGGUUCUGGCUCAUUUAUACAAGAACCUGCAUACUGCCACUUUGGAGAAUCCGCUGGAUUAUCCGCCCCUGGCGCAUUUUGGAUGA